CUCUGGAGUUUCAUUAUUGUUCAGCAAGACGAGGACAACAGGACACACUGACAGUGUUACAAACUGGUCUGGGUUGGUCAAAAACUGGUCCUGACUGGAAAUCCCUGAAGACUUGUCGGUAUUUUGUGCUGUGAUUAUGGCUGAGAACGGAAACCACGGCGAGAUGGACACAGGACACGAAGCUCCGGCGUCACAGGACACACAGAGUGUGAUGUGUCGUGUGAGUAACCUGGCCCUGGUGAGCUCAGCGUGUGACGCCGUGUGCAGCGCCUACAGCAACACAAAGGAAAGCGUCCCUAUGCUUAGAGGAGUGAUCGACGCGGCCGAGAGCGGAGUUUGUACCCUGAGCACCGCCGCCAGCUCAGGAACUAAACCUCUACUGAACAAACUCGAGCCACAAAUUGCUGUGGUGAAUGCGUACGCCAUGAAAGGCCUGGACAAGAUGGAGGAAACGCUUCCCAUCUUACACCAGCCAGCGGACAAGCUCGUGUCUGAGACAGUAGGAAAGGUGUAUCAGUGUGUGUCUGGAGCGAAGGAGGCGGUGGUGGGGGUGAUGAUGGGGGGAGUGGAGAUGACCCGCACUGCCCUCAGUGGGGGUAUCAACAGCGUCAUGGGGUCCCGUGUGGGGCAGAUGGUCAGCAGCGGAGUGGGUUUGACUCUGAACCAAUCGGUGGACUCGGUAGAGCAACAACUCCCGCUAACGCAGACAGAACUGGCCGCUGUAGCAGAGCCUCUGCUAAAAGACGAGGUUGGAGCCUCACUGAGUGAUGAGUGUGUGGCCUCACAAAGUUCCCCCCCGAGCUACUUUGUGCGCCUGGGGAAGCUCUCGGCUCAGGUUCAGGAGCGAGCGCUGGAACUGUCCCUCAUCAAGGCCAGCGCUGCCCGAGACGCCACUCACAAAGCUGUAGCUCAAAUCAGCAGCACCUUGGACCUGCUGGAGAACCUCAGAGGAACCAAAGUGCUGGUGGGAGCAUCAGAGCCUCUCCUCAAGAGGUGGAGGGAGUGGAGACAGGAGGGGCAGGAAGUGCACGUGCAGGGGCAAGGGGCAGAAAACACGGAGGAGGACGGCGAUGAGGACGGCAAAGAGAGCACAGAGCAGCUGGAUCGGAGAGCUCUGUCCAUGGUGCACGCUCUGAGUGAGCAGCUGCGUGCGGCGUGUUCAGGUGUCGUGUCCAGUGUUCAGGGUCUCCCCAACACUGUACAGGAGCAGCUGCUUAAUGCACGACGCUCAGCCGAAGAGCUGCACUCGUCCCUCAGUAAAACCAACACCAUCACACCGCUGCUACUCCAACAGAGUCGAUCCCAGAUCACACAGGUGAGACAGUCUCUGGAUGGAGUGAUGGACUAUCUCCUGAAUAACACUCCUCUGAACUGGUUAGUCGGGCCUUUUUCACCCCAGCUGACGGAGAAACGGACGAGCGCAGAGUAGCAUUAAGAAUUAAGAUGAUAAACAUUCAGAUGUGCCGUUAUAGUGUGUAAACACUUUUAGCUGCACUGCAACCACAUGAUGAUCAAUAUAACCUUUAAAGUGACUCAUGAAUCUUUAGGCCUUAUCACUGCCACCUGACACUAGUGAAUCAUUUGGAUUUAUCACAGAAAACACUACCGAAUCAUAUGGUGUAUCUAUAGAAUUACUAGUGAAUCAUUUGGUUUAUCUAUAGAAUUACUAGUGAAUCAUUUGGCUUUACAACAGAAAUCACUACUGAAUCAUUUAGCUUUACUAUAAAUUAAUAGUGAAUCAAUUGGUUUUACCAUCGAAAUCACUCGUGAAUCAUUUGGCAUUACUAUUAGAAGUACUAGUGAAAAUCCAUUGUGAAUCAUUUGGUCUAUUAAAAAAAAAAUCUUUAUUUGUUUUGUAUUGCACCGUGUCCCAGAAAAUGUGUGGAGUAUUUGGCUGUACUGUAAUAAUGAAAAGUUUUCCACUUUAGAAUCACACCGUUGUUUGCUGAGGAAUGAAAUGAGAAUUGUUGAAAUUUAAGCAAUCCCCAGUGAGUCAUCCAGACUUACCCUGGAAUCAUCAAUGAAUCAUUUGUUUGCAUAAUAGUGUCAUUAGUGAAUCAUGUGCGACUGUCAUUGACAUUUUCUGCUUUUGAGGAAGCCGUGUGUAUUUUAUCAGCUACAGUAAAAUAAGGCGACUAUACAAGUGGCUGAAUGACAAACUUUGGAUUUUAAACGUUUUAACCUAUUUUUAAACAUCAGUGAUCGAAUGCACUGUAAACGGAUCUGCUGUUCCGGCGUCAUCUGUACAGAACACUUUAAUGUUAGUCAUUAGAAUAGCUGUGAAACUUGUGGUUUAUGUGUGAUGUGAAAUAAGUGUAACACAUUUCAAUAAAACGGUCAAACACA
Molecule: messenger RNA, 2346 nt
Organism: Tachysurus vachellii
Lineage: Eukaryota; Metazoa; Chordata; Actinopteri; Siluriformes; Bagridae
Gene: plin3
Product: perilipin 3
Exons: 9
Coding region: 137-1429 (430 amino acids)
Biological process (GO): positive regulation of triglyceride storage; lipid storage
Cellular component (GO): cytosol; lipid droplet
Source: RefSeq, a predicted model, not a curated record